Molecule: messenger RNA, 1691 nt
Organism: Ricinus communis (castor bean)
Lineage: Eukaryota; Viridiplantae; Streptophyta; Magnoliopsida; Malpighiales; Euphorbiaceae
Product: tetraspanin-10
Exons: 11
Coding region: 542-1342 (266 amino acids)
Biological process (GO): auxin-activated signaling pathway
Cellular component (GO): plasmodesma; plasma membrane
Source: RefSeq, a predicted model, not a curated record
CAUCUUUCUUAUAGCAUUCAAAUACGCUCUUCUUGUCCAAAAGCUUCCUUAUAACACUAAACUUUAUCACACCGCCAUGGUCAACAUUGUAUAUUGACUAACAUCAACAGCUAGAAGAUGAAUAGAAUACAAGAAAAUAGAAAGACUCUGUUUAAGGAUUUUCUGCUUUCUGUUACAUGAUUGUCGUGUCGUGUACUGGGACAAAAAUUUAAAAACCAUGAAAGGGCAAGCAAGAACCAUGUGCAAGGUGUCUUUUGCUUGACCAAAAUAGCCCUCAUUCUCUUUGCAGUUUGGAUUAUCCCCUCCUAACAAAGCCAAACCAAAACCCUCUUCUCUUCUCUUUCUAUUGCUUGUAGUGCAAGUGCCACUUCAAAUAACUAUAGCUUUCAACACCAAUAAUAGCCAUUGCCUUUCUUUUCUCUUUACAAACAUAAAACAAAGAAAAAGAUUGAAUCUUUACGUUUUGACACCUCUCCUUCUGCUGUUUUCUUCAAGUGGCAGCUCACGGAGAGAAAGAGAGAGCUAAAACAAGAAAGGGGGAAUGGGUGCUGGCAGUGGCACCAGUAAUUUUGUGAUCAGAUGGAUCAACUUUUUCACCAUGCUUAUAGCCAUAGCUGUCAUAAUUUUUGGGGUAUGGAUGAGCACACAUCAUGACAGCUGCCGAAGGUCUCUUACUCUCCCUGUGCUAGGGCUUGGUGCUUUCAUAUUCUUAAUAUCAAUCAUUGGUUUCUUGGGCGCAUUGAAGAACAACUCCAUAUUGUUGUGGAUUUAUCUGAUAAUGCUGUGCAUCAUAUUGGUGGCAAUUCUGGUUUUUACUGUCUUGGCGUUUAUUAUAACAGACAAUGCAUCUGGUCACAAUGCUCCUGGUUUGAGGUACAAGGAGUAUCAACUUCAGGAUUACAGCUCAUGGUUUCUUAAACAGCUGAACAAUACCCAAAAUUGGAAACGCUUGAAGAGUUGUCUUGUUAAAUCAGAGGACUGCAAUAAUCUAUCCAAAAAAUAUAAGACUCUUAAGCAGUACAAGUCAGCAAAACUGACUCCUAUUGAAGCCGGUUGCUGCAGGCCACCAUCUGGAUGUGGUUAUCCUGCUGUCAAUGCUUCAUACUUUGACUUGAGCUUCCACCCUGUUAGCUCCAACAAGGACUGCAAACUUUACAAAAACUCUCGGGCAAUUAAAUGCUAUAAUUGUGAUUCCUGCAAGGCUGGAGUUGCACAAUACAUGAAAACUGAGUGGAGAGUGGUUGCAAUCUUCAAUGUGAUUUUAUUUGUUGUCUUGUCAAUGAUUUACUUUGUGGGAUGCUGUGCAAGAAGAAAUGUUGCUGGGGGUCGCUCUAUAGCUUGAAACAAAUAUUUGCUGAAAAUGAUAAUCAAUCAUUGUUCCUGAAACAUGGCUAUUCGUCUCUUGGUGAUUUUGUCUCUGUUAGCAGAAUGAAGAGGAGCAAAUGUACAUGGUGCUCUGCAAAUGAUUGAAAGUUUGUGGUCUAAGGCCUUCUGUACGUUGGCAUAUUCCACAAUUAUGUAAAAAGUUUGUUUCUCUGUAACUAUGCAGUAAAUUAUGUAGUUAAUUUAUUUGUCUCAGUUUUGAUUGUCAUCCUCUUUUACAUUUUUGCCUAGCAUGCUCUGUAAACUGAAAUGACGGAUUGGGGGAGUACUGAAUCUUACUGUGUUAAUAGAAGCUAAUGUUUCUUAUA